AUGGCCUCCACAGUUGGACUCGUCGCCGGCGCUGCCGUCGCAGCAUUUCUUGGUCGCGCAGGCUACGUUGCAUUGAGGAGGUCUCGUGGUGGCGUGGGCGCCAUGGGCAAGGCAUUUUACAAGGGCGGUUUCGAGAACAAGAUGAACCAGAAAGAAGCCUCUCUGAUUCUAUCACUGAACGAGCGGAGCAUCACCAAAGACAAAGUGCGCAAGGCACACCGCACCCUCAUGCUGCUGAACCACCCCGACCGAGGCGGCAGCCCAUACCUUGCCACCAAAAUCAACGAGGCCAAGGAACUACUCGAAAAGCAGGCUUCGUAG
Messenger RNA from Pyricularia oryzae 70-15, 321 nucleotides. RefSeq names its product mitochondrial import inner membrane translocase subunit tim-14. The transcript is spliced from 3 exons. Lineage: Eukaryota; Fungi; Ascomycota; Sordariomycetes; Magnaporthales; Pyriculariaceae. Gene Ontology annotation, molecular function: ATPase activator activity. Gene Ontology annotation, biological process: protein import into mitochondrial matrix. The coding region runs from base 1 to 321 and encodes 106 amino acids. The record is from RefSeq and is a predicted model, not a curated record. Gene Ontology annotation, cellular component: PAM complex, Tim23 associated import motor.